GGUAAGGCGAGGCACUUCAUGGCACCGGGACGAGUGGGAUGGACCUGUGUGGCACUGUGCUGAACCUCCGUGGCACUGUGGGAGGUUAGAACCGAGUGCCAUGAAUUGUAACCGUGGUAUAGUGCGGUGAAACAUUCAGUCCUUGUGCGGCGACUGUUAGAAUGGUGUUGUCUCUCGAACUGCGGUGUGUUGUAGUGAAAAAUGGUGAGUCAUUGCCGAAAUGGUGACUCGAUCGUGUGCUGGUGAGGGAGAGAGAGAGAGACAAAGUGUGAGGUGAUGUCAUGAAGCUGUGAUGGGGCGGCAGUGAUGGUGGUGGUGAUGGGGUGUUAAAUGUGAUUGGUGAGUGAGUGUUUGAAAAUUAAAUGGUAAUGAUGUGCCUCUUAAGGUUGUGAUUUUUUUUUUUUUCAACGAUGCCUUGAAAUAGUGCUCACUUUAAUGACUUUGUCUUGAAACUGACACGAGGAGGCGCAAGAGAGUGAGACGGUAAUUAAAACUCGUGAAAUUGUAAAGAAAAAAAAAGGAAAAGAAGAAAUGAAACACAAAUACGAACAAAAGGAGACAAGGAGUAAGUCGAGAAAAACAUGUAAAAUCGAAUUGUCAGUAAAGGAAAGGCUCAGAUAUAUCGAAGGAAGCUUGAUAUAAAAAGUGAAGCAAAUACAGGAAACAAAGAGAGCAACAGAUAAUCGAGACAAAGGUGAAGAAAACGCAAAUGAGAAAGAAAGACGGAAACGUUAAAAUGUAAAUAAAAACAUACGUAAAAAGAAAAAAGAAAACACGAAACAAAGUGAAAUAAAGGAGUAUUAUAAAAAAAGUGAAUCUAAACUAGAAAAGAAAACGAGAAACAAAAGAAAGAGAGUAGAAAACCAAACCACACUUAAAAAAAAACAAAAAAAACAGAGAAUAAGGUGAAAAAAAGAAGUUUGUUGUAAAAAAGAAAGAAAGAAAGAAAGAGAGAAAACAAGGACGACACGGAAUAUAAAAGCUCAAAUAAACUGAACGAAAUGAGCUAAUAAAAAAAGAAAAGUGAUAUGGAAUUUUAACACGGAACAAAGAGAAAGAAAAUAGAAACUAGUAAACAAACAGAAAAUCAAGGAAAGAAAGAGUAUAGUAAACAAAAAGAAAAAAAAAACUAGUAAAUAGAAAACUAACAAACGAUAAAGUAGUAAACAAAUAUAAAAUAAAGGAGAUGAAAUAGAAAGAGAAAGACGACACUGAUUCUAGAUACAACACAGAAUACUAGUGAGGGAAACGUUAAACCCAGAACAUCAGGGAACAGUAACAAAAAAUGCAUAGGUUGUGAUGGGCGUCGCGAGACAGAAAAGAGAGAAGAGAGGCCACGCCGCGCGCUGGACUGACUCACUGAGGGAUGACGGCCAGGCACUGUAAGGAGGCACACAAACAGCGCGGGGCUUCCUUCACGCGGCACUAAGGCGGCGGACAUGAACCACUGCUGCUACUCACUACUCAGGCCCCACGACUUGCUGCAGUGAAGACGUCGAGUGAAGCUGCAGAAAAAGUUGGUGUUCACGCGGCGAGAUGGCGUUCGUGCUGCUUCCAUGUGAUCUGCCCACCUGGCCCGCCAUCACGCGCCUCCUCACCUCCCUGCGCGGCGCCUCCUCCCCGGGGCAGGUCGGCCACGUCCUGCGCGCCCUCCAUGCCCUCACGGACGUGUCCCUGGAUCCUGACCCUCCUGAGGGCGGCGGCGGCGUGGAGGACGUGGUGGCGGCCGUGGAGGACUUCCUACGGCGGGAGGGAGACGCCCUUGAGGUGUGGGAAGUGGCGCUGCCCAGCCUAGUGUCUGCCGCCCUGGCCUUGAAGGACCUGAAGCCCCCGCACGGCCUCACCUACUCCCUCCAGCAGCAAGGUGGCGACGUGGUGGUGGCUCGCAGGCUGGCGGCGUCCCUGCUGGCUCACAUGUUCCUGGGUACCCUGCCCCGCCGCGGUCCCCUCACGCACCCUACCCUCACUGACCCCACGCUCGCCCCCACACUGGCUGCCCUCAACAGGGAGAGUCAGAAGGCGAAAAUGCGCGCUUUCUUCCGCUACUUCAAGACCUUGGCGAGGGACAAGUGUGGCGGCGAGGUGACCUUCUCCCGCAAGGUAAUGACGGGACGGGAGUGGGUGCGCCUGCAGGAGUGGGCGAGAAGCAAGACGCCCCUGUGUGGAGUGGAGGUGAGGCGGGAAGGGGGCGUCACCUCGGGGCUGCCCAAACCCUCCCUCAUCACGGCCUUCACCACCGCUGAUCCCGCCUUGCCCGCCCUCACACCAGUCCCCUCCCAGGCUGCAGCGGUGCUCCAGAACAGCCCCGAGGUAGUGGUGGCGGCGCUGCUGGUGGAGAGGCUGGAGGACAACGAGGCACUGCAGGUGACUGGCGCACUCACAUCUAAGCCCCCAGGACAGUCCGGGCUGUGGCGAGAGGUGACACAUGUACUGAUGGAUGCCGACGAUUACCGCGCCUCGGAGCUCCUGCAGUACGAGGAGGUGAACGUCCUGAGGGAGCUGAACAAGGCGCGUCUCGGCUUUUCCCAGGAACUGCCCAGCCCAGCCACGCCGCCCGCAGCCCCGCCAGCAACAGUGCUCCCCGCCUCCUCCUCCUCCCGCUCUUCGGAGAUCAUUUCAGUGUCCCGGCAGGAGUCAGUGGGCAGCGGCAGCACAGGGCAGAGGGUGAGGGCGCAGGACUCUCCUCUGGUGACCCAGGACGCCAGUCAGGGUAAACAAACUGGGGGCGCUGAGGAGACCCGGGCGAAAGAAGAGAAAGAGAUGACAAGCGGAGAACAAAAGACAGCAAAAGCAGACGAAGCGAAAACGGAACUAAAGGAGGAAGUGAAGGACAGUGCACAGAAAACGGAGGAGCACGUGACUAAAGAAGGGGUUACUCAAGCAGAUGUGGAGACGCGGGCAGGGAGUGAGCGCUUCUAUGACACCAGGGAGUCUCCGAUCAACGCGCGGCGGAAGACAUCCAUCACGCAGAGGAUAAAGGGCAUGCUGAGGAAGGGAGGGGACGCCAAGGCCAAGGAGAAGCAAAGGGACAAGAGUGAGGUGCGGGACAAGAGUGAGCUACGGGACAAAAGUGAGACUAGAGGCGACGGCGGCAGCAGCAAGAGAGGGUUGUCCUUCAAAUACUACAAGCGGAAGGGCAAAGGCAAGACCAAGGGCAAAGGGAAGGAGGACCCGGCGGCGGAGAGCAAGGUGGAGACGGAGACAGACUCAGCAGGAAAGCAGAAGGGUCAGCAGGGAGCGGAUGGAUCAAAAGUGACUCAAAAGGAAACAGAUCAGCAGAGGUCAGCAGUGACGGCACCCCAGCAGCAGAGGUUAGUUAGGGACACACAGUCAGCCACGCCGCCGCGCAAGCCGGGCAUGGCUGACGGCAGGAAGUCAGCGCCGGAGCCAUCCACGCCAACAGGGGAGAAGAGCAGUGGGACGGGCCUCCAGCAGCAGGACUCAGCAGGCAGCAGCUACGUGACGGCCCAGAGCACCAUGCGUCGCGCCUCCCGCAAGCCACGACUGACUCGCACCAAGCGCCUCGAGGCCUUCCCCUCCACCUGUGACCCCGGCAGCCCCAGGUCACCACCGCCCAGUCAAACUGACGCUAAGGCCACACAGGACACCUCCAGAGGCUCGCGCGGCACUGGAGAGUCUCUGAAGGACGCGGCGGAGGAGGAGGACGAGGAAGAGGACGAGACGACGAGGCUCCUGAAUCGCGUCCUACGAGCGAUACAGAUCCUGGAGAAGGAGCGGCCCGAGCUGGUGGAGGAGGCCGCGAAGGAGGAGGAGAAGAAGGAGAGGGAAGAGGAGGAGGCGGCGCAGAGAGCAUCAGACCACCCUCGCACCCUCGGCAGAAUGAAGGCUCCGCGACCGCCCACUCCCCGCCCUCUGCGACACGAGACCCGGGGGAGGGGGACAGAGGUAACAGUGCGGCAGGAGGACGGAGAGUGGAAGAGGAGGCUUGGAAGGGAGGAGAGGCCAGGGGUGGGGGCUGGUGAGACUGGAGAGCUGGGGGACAGGAGGAAGAAGAUGCUUGGGAGUGAAGGACUGAAGAACCUGUCUCAAUAUUACUCAUGCUCUGAAGAACCACAACCUUCCUCCCCACACCAGCGUGCCGUGUCUUCCCCUCCCGCACGCAAACCUACCCCAAUCAAGCCCUCCACACUCACACAAGGCCGCCCAAUCGCCUCCCCUCUCGGCGCGUCUCAUCCCCGGUCACCUCCACUCUCCCCACUAAGCAAGACCAACAAGUUAUACCCAAGGACGCCUCCAGUGUCUCCCCUUAGCGCCUCACACCCUCGUUCGCCACCUCUCUCGCCCCUCAAUAGAUCUCAGCCCCGUUCCCCGCCCGUCUCUUCCUUAGCGCUGCGUCGCCCUCAGAUGUCAGAGGACGAUCCCUACUACAGCGCCUGCGAGAGUUUGGACGAGGAGGAAGCCCCCGCCUCGCCGCGACCUAGGAGACCAUCCAGGAAGCGGGGCAAGAAGUCAGCGCGCAAGUCCUCCUUUGCUGAAAGGCUGAAGGAGGCCGUGGCGCGGGAGCCUAGCCCAGACUCCCCAGAGGACAUGCCGCGCAGACACAGAAUGAACCGUCAGGAAUCCGCUGGGUUUGUCUUGGACCAGAACCUUCCCCACUCCUUCAGUAGAGAGGAGCAGCAGCGGCAGGAGGAGGAGGAGGAAGAAGAAGAGGAGGAGGAAGAGGAGGAAGAUAGCUCAGAGGAUGAAGAUGAUGAGGAUGAUGAAGAAGGGAAGGGAAAGAGAGAAAAGACUUGUUCGUCUCGUUAUUCCUUCAGUUCCGAUUACACUUCAGAGCUGGACGAGGUGUACGAGGAGCUCGGCGCGGCUCUGCAGGGUCUGGAGGGGGGGGAGCCACAGGGACCCCGCGUGGCCGCCCUCACCCGCCUGGCCCGGGGGAUCCUCAAGCGAGGUCUGAGUGAGUCGUUCAAGGAUGUACCGCUGGGCCUCGACGGGAGCACCCUGCGGAGUCUUCCUCAGGGGGGAGGCGAGCCGCUACUUCCCCGCUCCCUCUCUCUCACCGCCCGCCACUCCCAGCACGCCCGCGCCGCCGCCCACACGCCACCGCAGCCCCAUGACUCCAAGGCGCGGCGGGGCAAGCCUGUUGUCACCGGGAACUGGGGCUGCGGCUCUCUCAAGGGUGACCCCAUGCUGAAGGCCAUGAUCCAGUGGGCCGCCGCCAGCCAGGCAGGGGCGCCGCGACUCGUCUACUGCACCUACGGGGACCCUCAGCUGGUGAAGCUGGACACAGUGGCGCGGCUGGUGGGCGACCGCGGGUGGACGGUGGGACAGCUGGUGGCCACAGUGCUACGUUUCUGCGAGGCCAGGCUGAAGCGAGGCCCGGCAGCAGGGGCGACACUCGAGACGGAACUCACGGAAUCCGCUGACUCCACGCUCCCUGAGGCCUACAGGUAUCGCUUGAGAAACGAAAACAUCAACCUAUUUGACGACCUGAUAGGACGAGAACGGCCCCAAGAAGGCCUCAAGACGGAACUCUGAGUCACGCCAGUUGCCUCUAUACACCUACACCUGUCACACUCACACCUCCACACCUGCCUUAUGACCACCCCCUACCUCCUGCCUUACCUGACCCGUCCUUCAUAAUCCUCGUCUUCCAGAUCUGCUGUGCUCCAAACCUGCAACAUGUGUGUAAUAUCAUGUGGCAGUCUUUGGAAGAUUUAUUAUAAGGAAAAAAAUAAUUGCUCUGUUAAGAUUAUUAUUAUUAUUAUUAUUAUUAUUAUUAUUAUUAUUAUUAUUAUUAUUAUUAUUAUUAUUAUUAUUAUUUGUUGUUGACACGUG
Messenger RNA from Scylla paramamosain (green mud crab), 5796 nucleotides. Its product is annotated as serine/arginine repetitive matrix protein 2-like. The record is from RefSeq and is a predicted model, not a curated record. Bases 1537 to 5496 code for a protein of 1319 amino acids. Gene Ontology annotation, cellular component: cytoplasm; nucleus. Gene Ontology annotation, molecular function: poly(ADP-ribose) glycohydrolase activity. Gene Ontology annotation, biological process: ATP generation from poly-ADP-D-ribose; carbohydrate metabolic process; regulation of DNA repair. The transcript is spliced from 18 exons. NCBI's taxonomy places the organism in Eukaryota, Metazoa, Arthropoda, Malacostraca, Decapoda, Portunidae.